Messenger RNA from Nerophis lumbriciformis (worm pipefish), 801 nucleotides. Lineage: Eukaryota; Metazoa; Chordata; Actinopteri; Syngnathiformes; Syngnathidae. The record is from RefSeq and is a predicted model, not a curated record.
AUGGAAAUGAAGAAGAGAAUUCACCUAGAACUGCGGAACCGUACUCCGUCAGACGUCAAAGAACUUUUUCUUGACAGCUGUCGUUCCAAUGAUGGCAAGAUCGAAGGUCUGACGGAUGAAUUUGAGGAGCUGGAAUACCUGAGCAUAGUGGGAGUUGGACUGACCACGAUCGCCCACUUGCCAAAACUAAAAAAACUGAAGAAGCUUGAACUCAGCGAUAAUAAGAUCUCAGGGGGCUUGGAAGUGCUGGCAGAGAAAUGUCCCAACCUCAGACACCUCAACCUAAGUGACAACAGGAUUAAAGACCUCAGGACCAUUGAACCAUUGAAAGACAUUUCAACACUGAAAAGCCUUGAGCUGUUCUCGUGUGAGGUGACGAACCUGAGCGAGUACCGAGAGGGUGUUUUUAAGCUACUCCCACAGCUGAUCUAUCUGGACGGAUAUGACAAAGAUGAUAGAGAUUCCGAUUCGGACCAUGAGCUUUACUCAGAAGACUGGGGACAUGGCAAUGAAAAUGACGAUGACGUAGAGGAUUAUGAUGAUGAUGAUGAUGAUGCACCUUCAGGGGAGGAAGAAGAGGAUGAGGGCGAUGACGAUGAAGAGGAGAAUGAAGAGGGGGGCCUCAGUGGAGAAGUGGAUGACCCGCAACUUCAUAAACAGGAGGAAGAUGAGGAGGACUUGAAUGACAAAGAAGUAGAUGACGAUGAAGAGGAGGAGGAAGAGGAGGAGGAUGAGCAAGAGCGGGGUCAAAAGAGAAAACGGGAACUGAAUGAAGAAGGAGAAGACGACGAUGACGAUUGA